CACCCACAAAAACCCAAAAACGAUGACUUGGCUUCACACAAUCCCUCCACUUGGCAGCCUCAAGACGUGUUGCCCCGUCAUGCGGGCAGCCCCAAACCAAACCCCUCAUCCGGGCAGCCCCGAACAAAACCUCGACAAUAUACGGAGUGGCGGGAACGAUCAGAUUGCUUACAGGAAAUUAUGCUCUUGUACUAACUUCGCGGACGGAAGUUGGGACUUAUCUCGGCUUCCCUGUUUAUCGAGUGACCUCGAUGAGGUUUCUGUCCUGCAACGAGGGUAUGAAGAAUUAAACUGCUCAGGAGAAAAAGGAUGAGGCGUACUUCAUGGCUCUGUUGAAAACAGUCCAAUCAACUCCGGGGCUGUACUUCUCGUACGAGACUGAUAUAACACUAAACUUUCAAAGAAGAUGUAAGUUAGUGGAAGGAUGGAUGGCCAAACCAAUAUGGAAGCAGGCUGACCCUCGAUUUGUUUGGAACAGAAAUCUUUUGGACGAACUUAUCGAGUAUAAGCUUCCAGACUGCACAGCAAAAGCUAAAGGGCUUAUCUGCCACACUUACGAUAGUCUCAAGGAGGUGUACCUGGCAUCUAGGACAAGAAUGUGGAGAAGAGGAGCCAACCUUCAUGGAGAUGUUGCUAAUUUUAUUGAAACUGAGCGGUUGGUGGAGAUUGAAGGUUUCCAGUCCUCGUUAUUGCAGAUUCGAGGUUCAAUUCUGCUUCUUUGGGAGCAAAUUGUUGACUUGAGCUAUAAACCACAACUUAGAAUUAUUACUCAUGAGCAGACGGUAAUUUGUUGCCAGAGGUGCAAAUCCAUUCCUUUUUACUCUUUUCUUGGCUUGAUGGUACAGUUCCCUUGUUUGAGUUGUGUUGUGAAUUUUCCCAUCCACUUACAGUCAAAUGUUGUGGAGCGCCAUUUUUUUGAUCUUUUGCAAAGAUAUGUUUCAUUUGACUUUCAUCAUGUAUGUGGUAACUCAAACUUUGAAAACCUAAAGGUUCUAUAUGAGGAGAUCUCAGAGCAAUUUGAAAAGCUAGGGUAAUGAAAGCGUAAUAUCUGAUUGAAUAAGUAUGCCAAAAUCCAGGUAUGCUGGCUAUAUGAAUACUGUUUUUAAUCAAAACUGUUCCAGCUGAGCAGAUACGUCCUCGUAGAUGCGAAAGGCAAUACACCGGAGGAGCAGAAAGGGAUUGUCAGAUCAAACUGCAUUGAUUGCCUUGAUAGAACAAAUGUUACUCAGGUUUCUAAGAAAAUUACCUUAGUGUGUUUGACAUU
Malus domestica (apple) is the source of this 1264-nucleotide messenger RNA. Lineage: Eukaryota; Viridiplantae; Streptophyta; Magnoliopsida; Rosales; Rosaceae. The record is from RefSeq and is a predicted model, not a curated record.